UUUUAUUGGUCAGUCUCCAACAUUCGCCCUGAGGCCACUCUGCAAAGCAAAACACCACCAUGAAAAUGGAGGAAUACAAUUUCUGUUCCACUCUUCAUCCACUUCACUCUUACGCUCCUUCACCUUUCACUUCUAGUGUUCAUAAUACCGAGUUCAACAACAUGAUGAUAAACUCCCAUGAACCCAAGUUGUUCAACGACCCCAAUCUCCGAUCUCUCCUCCCUCUACCCUAUGAACCCGACGGCCCUUGUUGCUUCUUCACCCCCGACCCUGAUCCAGACCCUAUCUUCCCUUCUCUUCCCCUCCCUGACCUCGACUUCUCCCUUUUCUCCUCCGAUAUCCCUGACCCAGCCAGCCACCCUCUUCUUAACCUCCCCUCCCCUCCCCUCUUCCUUUCUGACCUCCGCCCCCUCCACCGUCUUCCUCCUCUCUCCGCUUCUUCCACUCCCAAAUCCAAACGCACUCGUCUCGACUUAGUCCUUUCCCACUCCGACAACAACCCUCAAACACUCGACUCCAUCGUCAAGAGCUCCAACGCUCCUCCUCCUCCAAUCAUCCCUCACAGCGAGCUCGCCCGAAAGCGGAGGCAAAAGCGUAGCGACAAGACCCGUUGUCUCCAAAAGCUAAUGCCAUGGGACAAGAAGAUGGAUAUGGCCACCAUGCUCCAAGAGGCUUAUAAGUACAUCCGCUUCUUGCAAGCUCAAGUCUCCAUUCUCCAAUCCAUGCCCAUCACUUCCAGCUUUGUGUCCACCACCCAACAUCUUAACAAUGCUUCUUUUGAAGUCGGCUUUGCUGGGUUGGGAAGGCUAAACCGGCAACAGCUUUUGCAGGUGUUGAUUAACUCUCCAGUGGCUCAAACCAUGCUUUGUUCACAGGGUCUUUGCGUUUUUGCUACUGAGCAGUUGGUUUCGCUUAACAAGGCCAAGGAAAGGAAAACCAUGCUUCAACAAUUUCUCUUUGGUAAUUAACUAACGAAAAAUAGAAUCUGGGGUAUACGGUUUUACACGCUAUACUAUAAAUGUUUUAGGGAUUCUCUUUGAUUUUUCUUUUGGGUUUAUAUUUUUCAGUCUUUAUCGUCGUACUAGCCUAAAUGUUAGUGCUAGCUUUUCAUCGGAGGGCUUAAAUCAAUGCAAGGAUGAAGGGAUUUUGUUUGGUUCAUCAUUUCCACUUUUGGUUGAUAGUAAAUGAUAUAUGAGUACUGAAA
This is a messenger RNA of Gossypium arboreum, 1204 nucleotides long. Its product is annotated as transcription factor bHLH117. The coding region runs from base 60 to 968 and encodes 302 amino acids. The record is from RefSeq and is a predicted model, not a curated record. The transcript has a single exon. Lineage: Eukaryota; Viridiplantae; Streptophyta; Magnoliopsida; Malvales; Malvaceae. Gene Ontology annotation, molecular function: protein dimerization activity; DNA-binding transcription factor activity. Gene Ontology annotation, biological process: regulation of DNA-templated transcription.